AGUAUUAAGAAAUAAGUAAAGCACACACUCACACGUUAGAGACCGUUCCAGAUUGCCACGUCAUCGUCUCCUCUGAACGAGUUUCUGCAAAAACCUGAAACGUGCAGCUACGGCACCCCUUUCUUCCUUCUCUCGCUCUCUUCCUUCUUCUUCUUCUCUUUCUCUCUCGAUUCGAAGAGAGAAGAAUCGUUUGAUUUCGUUUUCUCUUCUUUUGGAUUUUUGAUUUUUCUGGGAAAAUUUUGGAAUCGUUUUGAGUUGUAUCUCUCUCUCUCUCUCUCACUCCCGUGUUGUGGUCAACCAUGAAUAUCUUUCGAUUUGCUGGCGAUAUGACUCACUUGACCAGUAUCUUAAUCCUUCUUCUCAAAAUUUACGCUACCAAGUCUUGCGCUGGAAUCUCUCUCAAGACUCAAGAGCUAUAUGCGCUUGUGUUCUUGACUCGCUACUUGGAUCUGUUUACGGAUUACGUUUCUCUCUACAACAGCGUUAUGAAGAUUGUCUUCAUUGCCAGCUCUUUGGCUAUCGUUUGGUGUAUGCGUAGGCAUCCACUUGUGAGGAGGUCAUACGAUAAGGACCUUGACACAUUUCGUCAUCAGUUUGUUGUGUUAGCAUGUUUUGUUCUGGCACUUGUCCUGAAUGAAAAGUUCACAAUUCAAGAGGUAUUCUGGGCCUUUUCUAUCUACUUGGAGGCAGUUGCUAUCCUUCCCCAGUUGGUUCUGCUACAGAGAAGUGGAAAUGUCGACAAUUUGACUGGGCAAUAUGUCCUCUUUCUCGGGGCGUAUCGUGGACUCUAUAUCAUCAACUGGAUCUAUCGCUAUUUCACAGAAGAUCAUUUCACUAGAUGGAUUUCUUGUGUGUCCGGGCUUGUCCAAACAGCUCUCUACGCUGAUUUCUUCUACUACUACUACAUAAGCUGGAAAACCAACACCAAACUUAAGCUUCCGGCUUGAACAGAUCCCGACAAAUUUUGCGACAGUAUGAAAAUCCAGGAAGUUGCAGCAAUGUUGACAUUAGAAAAGAGAGACAUGGUUAAUAUUUGGUUUCGCCCUCUUUCUAACAAUGAGUUGAAUGAUGCAGGAUUGUUGUUUAAAAUGUGUUUUUUAGUCUUUUAAUGAACAUUGUAGCUCUCCCAACGAUUUUAGACCUUAAGAAGAGGUUUCGUUCAAAACUA
Molecule: messenger RNA, 1168 nt
Organism: Camelina sativa (false flax)
Lineage: Eukaryota; Viridiplantae; Streptophyta; Magnoliopsida; Brassicales; Brassicaceae
Product: ER lumen protein-retaining receptor A
Biological process (GO): protein retention in ER lumen
Cellular component (GO): membrane
Molecular function (GO): ER lumen protein retrieval receptor activity
Source: RefSeq, a predicted model, not a curated record